Molecule: messenger RNA, 813 nt
Organism: Orycteropus afer afer
Lineage: Eukaryota; Metazoa; Chordata; Mammalia; Tubulidentata; Orycteropodidae
Gene: ABT1
Product: activator of basal transcription 1
Exons: 3
Coding region: 1-813 (270 amino acids)
Biological process (GO): endonucleolytic cleavage to generate mature 5'-end of SSU-rRNA from (SSU-rRNA, 5.8S rRNA, LSU-rRNA); endonucleolytic cleavage in ITS1 to separate SSU-rRNA from 5.8S rRNA and LSU-rRNA from tricistronic rRNA transcript (SSU-rRNA, 5.8S rRNA, LSU-rRNA); endonucleolytic cleavage in 5'-ETS of tricistronic rRNA transcript (SSU-rRNA, 5.8S rRNA, LSU-rRNA)
Cellular component (GO): nucleolus
Molecular function (GO): RNA binding
Source: RefSeq, a predicted model, not a curated record
AUGGAGGCAGAAGACUCUGAGAAGGAAGCGGCGGAGCAAGAACCGCUGGAAAGGGAAGACCAAAAGCCGCCAGAGGAAGAGCAGGAGGAGGUGGAAGAAGAGCAGAAGGAAUGCAGCGGCAAAAAACGAGUAGUGCCGGGAAUUGUGUACCUGGGUCAUAUCCCACCGCGCUUCCGGCCCUUAAAUGUACGCAACCUUCUCAGCGCCUACGGAGAGGUCGGGCGCGUUUUUUUCCAGCCCGAAGAUGGGUUCGUGCGGCGUAAGAAAAAGAAGGCCGCGGCCACUGGAGAGAAGAAACGGUCCAAGUACAGCAAGGACUAUACCGAGGGCUGGGUGGAAUUCCGGGACAAGCGUGUGGCCAAGCGCGUGGCGGCCAGUCUGCAUAACACUCCCAUGGGCGCCCGUAGGCGCAGCCCCUUCCGCUAUGACCUAUGGAACCUCAAGUACCUCCACCGUUUCACCUGGUCACACCUUAGUGAACACCUGGCCUUUGAGCGCCAGGUGCGCCGGCAGCGCCUGAGGGCCGAGGUCGCCCAGGCCAAGCGUGAGACCGACUUCUAUCUUCGAAGUGUGGAACGGGGAAACCGUUUCCUCUCUGCUGAUGGGGACCCUACCCGCCCUAGUAGCUCCUGGACCUUUGCCCAGCGCCCCACGGAGCAGGAGCUGAGGGCCCGGAAGGCAGCACGGCCAGCGGGUCGUGAACGAGCACGUCUGGCUGCUGUCCAGGACCAAGCCCGUUCCAAUCGAGGGCUCCUUGCCAGGAUCUUUGGAGCUCCACAGCCUUCAGAACCCCGAGUGGCCAGGGACUCCUGA